GCUCUGCAGAGUGCAGACACAUUAAGGAGCCUGUGGAUUCUGUAUUUUGAAGGACCACAUUGUGUGAUUGCUAAAUUUUUUCAACUGUCAACAUGGUUGAUGCAUUUUGUGCAACUUGGAAACUGGUUGACAGCCAGAAUUUUGAUGAAUACAUGAAAGCACUGGGUGUUGGUUUUGCCACUAGGCAAGUUGGCAAUGUUACCAAACCCAUAAUUGUCAUCAGCCAUGAAGGGGACAAAGUUGUGAUAAAGACACAGAGUACCUUCAAAAACACUGAGAUUUCUUUCAACCUAGGAGAGGAGUUUGAUGAAACAACAGCAGAUGACAGACAUGUAAAGUCAACUGUAACCAUGGAAGGAGACAACCUUGUCCACGUUCAGAAGUGGGACGGCAAGGAGACUAAGUUUGUUAGAGAAAUAAAGGAUGAAAAAAUGGUUAUGACAUUGACCUUUGAGGGAGUGCAGUGUGUGCGCACAUAUGAAAAGGCAUAAUGUCGAACUGAUGGUCAAUUCAGUGUAACCCUGGCAACUUGACAAUAUUAAAAGGGCAUUUUUACAUUGUAUUCUAAACUUUACAUUUUCCCCUUUUUGAGACACGUGAGACAUUUUUUGUGACACCUUUUAUAUGAAAUACACAUUGUGGAGUUUUUAUAAAUGUUACAGAAUGUUAUUGGUGGACUGUAUAAUUGAUGCCUGCAUUUGUGUCAACCUGAAUGAAAUACACACUUGUUAAAAAAAGACUCUUUGUUUC
Molecule: messenger RNA, 750 nt
Organism: Xyrauchen texanus (razorback sucker)
Lineage: Eukaryota; Metazoa; Chordata; Actinopteri; Cypriniformes; Catostomidae
Gene: fabp7a
Product: fatty acid binding protein 7, brain, a
Exons: 4
Coding region: 93-491 (132 amino acids)
Biological process (GO): fatty acid transport
Cellular component (GO): nucleus; cytosol
Molecular function (GO): fatty acid binding
Source: RefSeq, a predicted model, not a curated record